AGUAAAUACACCCACACAGGCUUCAGCUUGUUACUCGUUAUUACACCCUUGCUGAUGUUCAAUCUGACACAUUCCUAACAGACACGCACAGAGAACGGAUGAGACAUAGGAACAGAGUGAGUAUAGACAUACAUACAUCUCAUAAACAUACAUUAGGCUAUACCAAUAUAGAUUCAUUUGGGAUUGUUGGGCACAGAACUGGCAAAGAACUCAUUUCCUUAAAGCUGCAGGAUGGUUAUGAUUGAACGACACAAGGCAUUGGUAAACAUGCUUCAAUAAUUCCUUUCAGUGAAAUGCAUUGAGCAGCUAAAUGAUGCAUGAAUCUGUUCUGCUAUCCUGUAAUUAGCCUAGCUAUCAUGCUAAUUAUUUAUUUUACUAAGUUGUAGCAGUACCUGUAUUUUUGCAAACUUUGACAAGAACCUAAGUUGUGCAUAGAUUUAUCAUAAUGGAGCGUGGAGAGAGCAGGCAUGUUUCAACAGACAAGCCUCAAGACCGCAGCAAUAGCAGCCUCCAAAAACCAGACAAACCAGUUCGCUUACAAAAUACAAUCACACAGCCAUCACAUUUGUUAGAUUGAAUUCUGAAUUCACCUCCAACUUUCAACCACAUCUUGAAUGAAGGGGAUCAUCAAUGCACAGUGAUAGGGAAUAGACUUAAGAUUGUGUCUAAGUUUAAUACAUUUCAGUCAUUUAGCAGACGCUCUUAUCCAGAGCGACUUACAGUUAGUGAGUGCACACAUUUUCAUACUGACCCCCCGUAAAGCCACAAAAGGAGAUUGGUAGUGAUGACACUUGGAACAGAUGCUCCAACGUUAAGGGACACUGUGGUUCCUAUCUUGUACAUCUAUGUGACUACCACUGACAAGUGUGUACAUCUUGCUUAGCCAUGGCAGAUAAGGACCCAAUAACCGAUGGCCAGAGACUGGAAGUGUCCCCCGGCUCUUCGCUCUCAGCCCAGAGUGGUGCCAUGGUUCCCCCUGUAGAAUAUCAGGCAGUGUUACAGGACGGCGCUCUCUCACUGGUCCCCCUCGACAGUCAUUCUGCUGGAGAGGGGGUGGUUCAGCCGUACCCUCGCUCCCCAAAGCUCAUCCGCAAGAUAGCAGCAUCCAGAAAGCUCUCUGAGGUAAAUGUUAUGAUUGUGUAGAAUGGGACCAAGGUAUCCGACUGCUACUAGUACUGUUCCCAAUGAUGAAUGAUUUCCUGAUGGUAAUCUCUAGUAUUUCACCUUUGUUUAACCAAGAUGGUCGAUUGAGAAGCAAUUCUCAUUUGCACUAGCUAAAUGGAAACCAAUCGAUUCAAAAUCAUUCGUCAUUAGCAGUGACUGAGAAUCAAUCUAUUCAGAAGCAAUUCUCAUUUGCAGUAAUUUAGAAACCAUCAAUGGAGUUUCACUGUUUUGUCCUCUCAAACCCUAUCUGUGCUGUAGGAGCAGCUGUCCAGACGAUUGGAGGAACUGCAGUCAGAGAGAACCAGAACUAAGGCCCACAUUCUAUCUCUGAAGAAACGCAAGGCUGAUCUCUCUGUGAGUACAACACUGCCUCCCUAUGGUCCAUGAGUGCCACUGCAGCCAAGGGCAAUACAACCCAUAGAGAAUUCUCUCCAUAUUUCCUAACCUUGCAUUGCUAACGCAGACUAGCUAAAAUAAUGGAUUAGAGAGACUUCAAGUUCCCUAGCGCUGGUGCCAGUCUGCUAACUCAAAAGUUCUGCUAACUCAGAAACAAGACUUGCAUCUAAGCUAUGGGUUCCCUUUAACUCCCCAAUUUCCUCCCCUCUCAUCAUGAUGAAGAGGCGCACAGAGGUGAUGAAGCACCAGGUGAGAGAGAGGUUCGAGGGCAUGAGGGCCGCCCUGCAGAGAGACCUGCAGGCCAUGGUGGACUCGCUGGAGCUGGACCUCAUAGAGACCAGCGCCAGACUAGACCAGGUCCUGAAGGGCUGGGACCAGCACCUGGGACAGGUCCAGAGGAGCGUCACCACUACCCAGAAAGCCCUGGGGCAGACUUGGACAGGGGGCGAUACACAGGUCUAAUUCUAGAUACUGCAGAUGAACUACAUGUAGGCUAACCAGAGUUUCAGUGUUGUAGACCCAUGGGGCGGCGCACAAUUGGCCCAGCGUCGUCCAGGGUAGGGGAGGGAAUGGCAGGCAGGGAUGUAGCUCAGUUGGUAGAGCAUGGCGUUUGCAACGCCAGGGUUGUGGGUUCAAUUCCAGUAUAAAAAAUUAAAAUGUAUGCACUCACUAACUGUAAGUCGCUCUGGAUAAGAGCGUCUGCUAAAUGACGUAAAUGUAAAUGUUAUGCUAUUUCAACAAUUGUGUGUACUCCAUUUUACAGAAUCUUCCUGACAAUCUCAGGUAAAAAAUAUAUUAUAGUAAUCUCUAAUUUCUCCAAUAUCCUUAUUUUGAGAUGUUAUGACUAGCUUUUUUGAUGAAAACGUAUAGGAACUCUGGCAUUGGGCUAAGUACAUGUGGAACUGUCUGUCCCCCUGUAGCCAUAAGAAGCCGGAUGCUUCCGAAGCAGAGAUCCGGCUGAAUGAAGAGCGGUUUGAGAAGCUUCUGAGAACCCUACACUCCUUCUACAAGGACCUGAAGGCCCAGCUUCAGAGGAAGACACUGCUGCUGGGUAACAUACCUUACGUCUGCUUAUCAAUCUAGCCACAGAGGCUAUGACCAAAUAUCUACAUGGUAAAAUCUCACUCUGGAUCUAGGUAGGAUUUUGGGGGGGGGAAAACAGAUGAGGUUACAGAUACAGAAAGUGUUUCUGUUCCAAUCCGUUUGCAGAUUCCUCCACAGUGAUGAUUGACAGGCAGACCUGCCAUAGCAAGAUCACAGUGACAGGAGAGGGACGGGGCAUGUGCUUCUCCGACUCCGCCCAGUCUGCUCCAGAGCACCCCCUCCAGUUUGACAAGAUCUGCUGUGCCCUGGGCUCUGUCGCCGUGACAACGGGCCAACGCUACUGGGAGGCCGACGUCCGCUACUGCUCCGCCUGGGCUGUGGGCGUGGCCUACAGCAGCAUGGACCGGAAGGGGCGGGACAAAGGUGCCAAGCUGGGGCGGAACAGAAACUCGUGGUGUGUGGAACUCAGGCAUGGCCGUCUCUCCGCCUGGCACAACGACAGGCACGUGUCGUGCUCCGCCAGCGGGCGAAGGGUGCCAGGUAGGGUGGGCGUGUGGGUGCACUACGAGAAGGGAAAGCUGGCGUUCUACGAUGCCGAGACUAUGAAGGUCCUGCAGGAGUUCUCUGCAGCCUUGAUGACCGUGUUUGAUAGGGUGCAUCAUCAGUUCACGGAGCCCCUGUACCCUGCGUUCCGCUUCCUAAGACCAUCGGAGGGACAGGUGUGGCCCAGCCAUAUAGAGAUAUGGGACGUCAACACUCCCAUAGCAAUCCAUAAAUGUCAAUAAGCAUCGUUCGAUAUGCACAUUCAUGUACUAUUCAAAGUGUUUGCUCUACUCUCAAUUAUUUUCUAUGCCUGUUUUGUUCAAUCAUAGCAAAUGUUAAUCUGAGCAAUGCAUUGUGUGACCUUAUGGGCAGCGCACAAUUGGCCUA
Coregonus sp. 'balchen' is the source of this 3534-nucleotide messenger RNA. NCBI's taxonomy places the organism in Eukaryota, Metazoa, Chordata, Actinopteri, Salmoniformes, Salmonidae. The record is from the annotation of a GenBank genome assembly.